CCACUUUCUUCCACCAUAUGCUUUUUCACUCUUCUGAUCUGCAUAUCUUGUAUAAGAAAUAUGUCAGACCUUCAUCAAUUCUGUUGUUCGAAUCAUGAUUCUCAAUCUCACCCUAACAGCUUUCAAUCAGAUUCCAUAUGUCUAUGGCCUCGGCCAAGCCUCCCAUCAGCUCCUUCCCAACUUCACCUGCAACAAUACUAUCUAUCCAACAUCCAACACCACUGCCUCAUCACUCUAAAAGGCCACACUUCCUAUAUCUCCUCUCUCGCCGUCGCCGGAAAGUUCCUUUAUACUGGCUCUUCUGAUAAGGAAAUCCGAUUAUGGAAUUGCAAUGAUCUGAACUCCGAGUUCGAAUACGAAAAUCUAACUAAUAACAUGUUGGUUGUGGGAAAGGGUGCUGUGAAGUCCUUGGUAGUAUUAACCAAUAAACUCUUCAGUGCUCAUCAAGAUCACAAGAUACGAGUAUGGAAAAUCAAUAAUGAUGAUUCUGAUGACCGAAAGUACACUCGAUUGGCGACGCUCCCGACGUUAAGUGACCGCGCCACGAAGCUUCUCCUGCCGAAGAAUCGUGUUCAAAUCCGAAGACACAAGACAUGUACCUGGGUCCAUCAUGUUGAUACGGUAUCCGCUUUGGCCUUAUCCAGGGAUCAGACCCUUCUUUAUUCUGUUUCCUGGGACAGGACACUCAAAAUCUGGAGAACCAGUGAUUUCAAAUGCUUGGAAUCGGUGACCAAUGCUCAUGACGAUGCGAUAAACGCAGUGGCAUUAUCGGAUGACGGAGAUGUUUAUACAGGAUCAACGGACAAGAAAAUUAAGGUGUGGAGGAAAAUUCCCGGUGACAAAAGCCAUUCUCUAGUUGCUACACUGGAAAAACAUAAUUCCGGGAUCAAUGCUUUAGCCAUAAGUCUCGACGGGUCGACUUUAUACUCGGGUGCGAGCGACAGGUCGAUAGUCGUGUGGGAGAAGGACGAGGGUGGCGAUGGCAUGGCAGCGACUUGUGCACUUAGGGGGCAUACAAAAUCUAUAUUGUGCUUGGCUGUUGUGUCGGACAUAGUGUGCAGUGGCUCAGCAGAUAAAACAAUCAGGAUCUGGAGCAGAGGGGUGGAUGGAAAUUACUCAUGUGUGGCAGUGUUGGAAGGGCAUAAAGGCCCCGUUAAAUGCUUAGCCGGAGCGGUCGAUCGUUGCGACCGUUCCAAUACAUGGUAUGUUAUUUACAGCGGAAGCUUGGACUGUGAUAUCAAGGUGUGGCAGAUUGCUGUACCCCUUCUCUAGAGAGGG
Hibiscus syriacus is the source of this 1278-nucleotide messenger RNA. RefSeq names its product protein JINGUBANG-like. The coding region runs from base 61 to 1272 and encodes 403 amino acids. Lineage: Eukaryota; Viridiplantae; Streptophyta; Magnoliopsida; Malvales; Malvaceae. Gene Ontology annotation, molecular function: protein binding. The transcript has a single exon. The record is from RefSeq and is a predicted model, not a curated record.